AUGUUUAAGAAAACGUUUUUCGUUCUCACAGUAGUGCUUCUUAUUUUUGUGUAUGAUGUAAUUGAAGCAAGAAAAUUAUCUGGCAGUCGCAGUUCGAGUUCCGGCCGAAGUUCUAGUAAAAGAACCAAUCCGAAACCAGUACCGACAUCCUUCAGUUAUCCACAACCUUCAGCACCUAAACCGUCCUUGUUUGGCUGGCAGGAAAAACCUGCUCAGAAAACUCAAGUGUCGUCUCAAAAAUCAAAACCAUCAAACCAAGGACAUUCUUAUCCAUCAAGCAACACCGGAUUAUCUGGCAACGGUCCACCUAAACAAUCUCCCACAUAUGAAGGAGGAAUUCAGAGAAGCAAUGUGCCUUCUCAACAAUCUUCACCUAAUAAACAAAAUGUUCAUCAACCAAGCCAUACUUAUCCAGCAUCAAACAGUCUAUCAGGUAACUCCGGAACUAAUUCUGGGGCUGGAUAUCCACAAGGUACUGGAUUAUCGGGUUCAAGUUACCCAGGACAACCUUCAUCAAAUAUAAAUACAGCUAAUGGAUAUCCCGCUAACAAUGUUGGAUCUUACCGUAACACACAAAAUGCACCGCCACCAUAUUCAAGUAUAGGGAAUACAAACUAUCAUCCUCAAGGGCCACCGCCACCUUAUACUAAUGCAGGAGGUAGUAAUUAUCAUCAUCCUCAACACCCGCCACCACCUUAUACUAACUAUGGACAUAGUUAUGGAGGUCCUGGUGGAUCUUACAGUCCUCAAGCCCCUGGGUACUUUGGGAACUACGUUAGUCCAGGAAAAAAUUAUGGAGGUGUGAGUCGACCAGGAAAUGUUUUAACAGGAGUUGGAAUUGCAGGAGCAGGAAUAGGCACUGUUUUGACAGGUUUAGCGUUGUGGAAUUUAGCAAGAUCAACCGGUCAUCAUCAUCAUACAGUGAUUUAUGACAAUCGUGGUCAACCGAUCGCUGUAGCUCCAGAUAACAGUACCACGCCGGUCGUUGAUCCAAUAUUAAGUGAUUUAGUGAACUGCACACUCACUAUUAAUAAUGGUAAUAAGACAGAAGUUCUUGCAAUACCCUGUUCAAUAGCAACAUCAUUCACUCCGGAUGCCGAUGUUAAAGACGAGAGUCUAAAUAAGGAAUCAAGCGAUAAUACAGAAUGUAUUAUAACUGUUGUUACAAAAGCGUCUAGAGAAUUUAUGACAUCCAUUCCUUGUUCUGUCCUUCUUAAUACUGCAGCUGAAAAUAAUGUUACCGAGGCUCCAAUCCCGGAUACAAAUAUGACUAUAGAAAAUGGUACUUCGGUUUUACCUCCUCAGGAAACCUUGAGUGCUGACCAACCUACGGCGCUCCGUCUUUCAUCUUUAGAAGAUGAGAACUUCAAAGAACCUAAAACUUCGUUAAACUGUACUCAAGAAGAAGGGGAAAUUCGGGAUCCCAUUAAUCAUUGUUUUAGCGUGAAACAUAAUUUAACUGUCAUUCCUUUAGAAACGACUGUUCCACUAUAG
Molecule: messenger RNA, 1494 nt
Organism: Danaus chrysippus (African queen)
Lineage: Eukaryota; Metazoa; Arthropoda; Insecta; Lepidoptera; Nymphalidae
Source: the annotation of a GenBank genome assembly